Ambispora gerdemannii is the source of this 328-nucleotide messenger RNA. The record is from the annotation of a GenBank genome assembly. NCBI's taxonomy places the organism in Eukaryota, Fungi, Glomeromycota, Glomeromycetes, Archaeosporales, Ambisporaceae.
CGAAAAUUCAUAAUCCUGGUCCAAUCGCUAAAAAAUUAAGUGAUGCUGUACAGCAACUUUUGAUUUCAAACGGAGUAAAUCCCAAAAUUUACUCACAAAUCCCAAAAAUUAUGGCCGACACAAAUGAAUUCGGAUCUAUAAAAAGUCGUGAAACGAUAACUCCACUUGGAAACUGGCAGAAAACAUCACAGGGAAUAAAGGCACUUGAAGAUAUCGCAGCAGGAUUAAAAUCUUUACAGGCCGCAUUGAAAGUGGUGCUGGGUGUUGACAAUCACGAAUAUGAAGAAAUGUUGAAGCAAUUUAUUAUAGAGGGAUCAAACUAUAAAAU